Helicoverpa zea (corn earworm) is the source of this 1051-nucleotide messenger RNA. RefSeq lists its product as uncharacterized. Gene Ontology annotation, biological process: synapse organization. NCBI's taxonomy places the organism in Eukaryota, Metazoa, Arthropoda, Insecta, Lepidoptera, Noctuidae. The record is from RefSeq and is a predicted model, not a curated record. The transcript has 7 exons. Gene Ontology annotation, cellular component: neuron projection membrane. The coding region runs from base 1 to 876 and encodes 291 amino acids.
AUGUCUGUGGAGGGCCAACGGUGCCUGUGUGUUGUGGUGCUGCUCAUACACACCGUCACGGGCGCUGGAGAGGGUCCUUCAUCACCAACGCCCCCCACAUCAUCGGUGAAGCCGGAUCAGAACGAGCUGACAGUCACCUUUCCCCCCCUCGAGGAUCUGUACAGCAAUACUCCUGAGAAGCACUUCGGAACUGAGAACAAUACUGUGGUGACGUCACAAACAGGAUCCACUGCGUUACUGCCGUGUGUUAUCAGGAAUAUUGGAGAUGGAAUUGUAUCGUGGAUAAGAAGAAAAGAUUACCACCUCCUCACAGUCGGUCUGACAACGUACAGUUCAGACCAGAGGUUUCAAGCCAUUCAUUUGCAGCAUUCAGAGGACUGGACGUUGAAAGUGAGGUUCGUUCAGAAACGGGACGCGGGCAUCUAUGAGUGUCAAGUAUCCUCCCAUCCCCCGACCAGCAUCUUUUUAAGACUUGACGUAGUGGAGGCAAGAGCGCAGAUAUCAGGGCCUACAGAGAAGUACCUCAAACCAGGGUCUACAUUACGGUUGCAGUGUUCUGUCGUACAGACUACGGAAGCACCAGCUUUUGUGUUCUGGUACCACAACAGCAGAAUGAUCAACUAUGACGUGGAGCGAGGGAUCAAUGUCACCACGGAUCCGGUACAGCGGCUGUCUGACCUGCUGAUUCCGGCAGCCAGUGUGUCUCAUGCUGGCAACUACACUUGCGUGCCAAAUAACGCCGUUCCUGCUAGUAUAUACGUCCAUAUAUUCAAUGGUGAAAAUCCCGCAGCAAUGCAGUCAUCUUCACCAAGUUUCAUCAAUCGUCUACACAGCUUCUUAUUACCAACCCUCAUUAGUUUAAACCUGAUACGGUGACAAUUUCACCAGCUGAACAACUGAAAAUGUACUCUAAAUGUAAUAGCGCAUGGUCUAUUUUUGCAUGGAGUGUCUCCUCUGCGGUGUCGAAUAAAUUCGAAAGGUUAUUACAAGUAACUGGAGGCGUUGAGUGUACACGUGUUUUUACUUUACCAAGUCUGUAUUUACUGAGGAC